Messenger RNA from Cephus cinctus (wheat stem sawfly), 4938 nucleotides. Its product is annotated as 60 kDa SS-A/Ro ribonucleoprotein. Bases 416 to 2107 code for a protein of 563 amino acids. The transcript has 9 exons. Gene Ontology annotation, cellular component: ribonucleoprotein complex. NCBI's taxonomy places the organism in Eukaryota, Metazoa, Arthropoda, Insecta, Hymenoptera, Cephidae. The record is from RefSeq and is a predicted model, not a curated record. Gene Ontology annotation, molecular function: RNA binding.
UACAUCGCCAUCUAUUAUCGAACUUCCAACCUUGAUUAUUAGGACCAGUUACUGGCACAUGUCCCCCAUUGGGGAUACAGCCAUAAGGAAAAGGAAGGAAGGAAGUCUAACGAAAAGGAAGUGUCAAAAUCCGGGAUACUUCAAAUGUGUUAACGCGUAAAAGCAAUUAUUUCUGUUUAUGAAGUAAAAAUCAUAUGACCUUACUCCAUUUUAAUUGUUACUUUCUCCAAUUUAAUAAAUCGUACAAUCAAUUUAAUAGAGAAAAACGAAUAGUCAAUCCAUUUUACAUUUGACCAGAGGUGUAUCUCUUUGCUACUUGCUUCCUUUCAUGCGUGUUCUAUGUAUUAUAGGAGCUGUAUUGUAUCUUUCUUGGAGCAUACAUUUUUCCGAACUAUAGAGAUUUACCUACGGAAAAAUGUCUGAAACUAUUAAUGAGCCUGAGCCUGAGGUUCAUUCGUGCGAUAUUCCAGAAUUACGUUUGUCACGUUACCUUUACAUUGGUAAAGAAUAUCUUAACUAUCAAUCUGGAAACUGGUUUGCUCACAAUUAUUAUGAAGUUAAUAAAGUGCCAUCUAUAAUAGAAUUGGCUAUGUCAAAGAAAAAACAUGAAUAUGUAGUGGAAUUAAUACAAAAGGCAUUUCAGAGUAACCUGGUACCAAAUCCUGAGACAUUGGUAUUUGCAUUGGCUGUGUGUGUUAAGCAGGACAAGUGUGAAUCUCUACGAACUAAAGCAUAUAAUCUAGUAUCAUACAUUUGCGCAAAACCACAACACUUUUUUCUUUUUAUUAAAUUUGUAUCUGAAUUGAGUAAAACAGAACUAAAAAAAAGUGGUGGCUGGGGUCACGGUUUAAAAAACGCUGUAUGUAAAUGGUACACAAAAACAAAUUCUUUAGACCUUGCUGAGAAAGUGACACAAUACAGAGGCAAAUAUGGUUGGACACAUAAAGAUAUUAUUAAACUAUCCCAUAUCAGGCCAACGACGGCCGUUGGAUUCAAUUUUAUUCUAAAGUACAUAAUGUAUGGCUUAGAAACAGCCAAGAAAGAAGCUAGUUGCCAAACAAAAAAUAAAGUCCCAACAUUUACCUGCGUGCAAAGUAUCUUGGAAUAUAUUGAAGAUGUUGAAGCUUUUAAGCACUGUGAAGAUGAACAUUGUGCAGCUGCCCUUAUAGAAAAACAAAAAUUGCAGCUAGAGCAUGUACCAAGUCAUCUAAUAAAAUCUGAAGAGGUUUGGAAUUCAUUGAUACCAUUAAUGGAUCUUUCCACGCUUCUGAAUAACUUACAAAGAAUUCAUAACAUGAAGAUGCUCAAACCCAAUUCUCUGACAGUUGCAAAGAUCAUCGAUGAGAUUACGAACGAGGAAAACAUUAAGAAAGCCAAAAUUCAUCCUAUUGCAGUUCUAAUCGCACUGCGGAACUAUGAAAGUUCUGGAAGGCCUUUGUCCUAUGAAAAGCGAAAAGUUCGCGAAGAGGCAAAGAAGCCACUUCCACCACCACCGAAACCAAAUCAGACAAUUGUUGAAGCCUUAAACAAAAUGCUGAAUCUCUCAUGGGCGAAUGUUAAUAAUUCGACCAAACGCUAUAUGAUUACGAUAAACGUAAGUAAGUCCAUGCUGGAGAACAAAACAUGGCAUAAUGGGAACAUCAAUCCUGUGGAGGCAGGUUGCAUAAUUGCCCUGUCCCUCUCGCGUUCCUCUCCUUCUGUGGUUAUAGCGACAUACAAUAACAACACUGUCCAAGAAGUAGAUAUUCCAAAAACUGCCACACUGCCCGACGUCAUGAAACUGUUAGUAGAAGCGCAACAUGGUAACGUGCGACUGAGCUCACCGAUAACGUGGGCGAUGUCGCAGAAGAGAGAAAUCGACGUUUUUAUCAAUGUAGUAGAACAAAUUGAUCCGAAAGUCGAACCUCAAGAAUCUUAUAAUAGUCGAAACGCCAUUGAAGAUUACAGAAAUGAGAUGUCCAUCUCUAAUGCAAAAUUAAUUAAUUGCGCGAUGUGCUCGCCAAAGGUACCGCGACAUAAGCAUGAAGAUCCGAAUAUCCUGACAACCUGUGGAUUCGACAUCGGCGUUCCUAUGGUCAUCGAAGCCUUCGUCGAGUCCCUAUUUUAAUUGGAUCAUGAAAUCGUGAGUGUUUUUCGCGCAAUCAUAAUACGCAAUCUUGAAAAUUAGGUCACUAUAAAAUAGCCUUUACUGGAAAGUUGAAAGAAAAAGCACAUUUGCAAUUGUUUUAACAAAGUAAAAAAAAGAGCAAAUAACAAAACUGACAAAAAACUUUCCUUCAGCAUCGAGGAAGAAAAUCGAUGUAUAGAUUAACCAUUUUUUUAACCUAUGCUUUAUCUUCCCAUACCGGGAAGCGAGAUGUGCGUUUCGUAAAAAGAAAAGAAACUAAAAGACUUUUUGAGGAAUUUCAAUGCGUCCGAGCCGCAGUAGCGUAUAACAAAUAAUAUAGCUAACAAUUGAAUCGUCAGAGAACAUUUUUUUUACAAAGAAUACCAUAUGGCCAUAUACAUAGAAUGAUUUUGAAUGAAAAAAUAGAAAAAGUGAAAAAAAUACUAAUUCAUGACUCCUGAUAAUUCGCGUGUCGACGGUACUCUGCGUACUUUAAUUUUAAUUUAAGAGAGCCGUCUUUAUGUUCAAAUAGACGGUAAAAUCCAUUGCGCAAGUAUCAAUUUUGAUUGUGCAGUAUAAAAAACUGUGAUUGACGUGUAGCAGUAUUUGAUAUAGUUUUUCCUCCCGGCAAUAUUGAUAAAUGCCUUCUAAAGAUAACACACGCAGACACGCGUCGACAGCCGCUGAUAGGAUGACAUAUAAUUAUUAAAUUAUAAAACUGAUUAAUAAUAGUCAAGAUUAUUAUUAUCGUAAUUACUAUUUACAUAUAUUAUAUACACAUGAUAUACUUAUUAACUAUUUACUGCAUGUUCACUAGUAUCUAGAGCAAGCUACAUAGGGCUUCUUAAUUGCUUCUGGAGCAAGAAAAAGAAAACAGAAUAAUCGAAGGUUUGAUCCAAGACACAGUAUAAUAUAACCGACAUUCCUUCCAUCGAUGGGAAUUCUGGUGACGGUUAUAGUUAGAUUAAUAGUAUCCUCUAUCCGAAGUAGCCUAAGGUGGUGCAUUUUUUAACUAAUUUUAAAAGCAAACUUUAACUUAAUUGCUUGCUUAUUUUCACGGGAUGAUGGUUAUUAAAGCUUUUUGCGAUAACUUUUAUAAUAUAUAGACUUAAACAAAAGAAAAGUAAAAAAAAGAAUCGUGAGCAUUAAAACGAUAACCGUUUUGAGGAUCCGCGCGCCCCUGUGCGACUCACAUAAUAAUUGAAAUAAAAUGAACAAAAAAAAAUACGAGAACUAGGAGCCAGAGCGAGAGAAAGACAGAGAGAGAGUCAGAAAACAAAGAGAGAGAAACAUAGAACGUUGAAAAUUCUCACACUGUGAUAUGCAUUUAGCCCCAAAGAGUUAUAAGCUUACAUUGUUUAGUAUAAUUUUACUGUUAUAUUUCAUAUUUGCCAUAUCCGAAGGGAAAACGACAAAUACACUACUGACAUAAAUACUGUGAUACAAAAUGCAUUGUUAUUAUUGAAGCUAGAGAAAAAUUAUAGUUAAAAAGGAGAAAAGCGAAAACGAAUUGCAGGGGCGCUACCGCGGAUCCGUAGGACUUGUUAAUUAGUGUCGAUAUUCAAUUAGCUAAUGAACUUUUGUUGAGACGUACAUCAGUAUCCGAUGGUAUACAUAUAUAUAUAUAGACACUUAUAUACCGCGUACUUCGUUUUCUCUCGUUUCUACGCGAUGCUCCUAUUGUCAUCGCUCUUUAUUUUUUUCAUUAAAAGCGUGCGACUAUGGGACGAAUUCUAUAGAAAUUAUUUAGAAAUGGCGCUGUUAUACUUUUAAAUGAUUAUCCAUGGACCGAAUACAUACUCUAACUUCUCUUAUUGUGUCUUUUAGUCGUUGAUUAGAAUUUUAAUUAUAACAAAUGACUGCGUUUCACGCGGAUGUAGCUACAAUAGAGAUGAGUUUUACUGACCAAUGUAUUAUUCCGCUGGAUAUUUUUGUAUUGCUGUAAAGUACUGAAAACUAAAGUACAGAUUUUAUUUCCUAAUAUUAUUUGUCAAAUGAGGCCUUUCGUGGGAUCCGCAUCUCGAUUAUAAUCUUAUUGGACUAAUGGUAUUUAUCUUUCAAUAAUUGUUAAACGAAAAUUGCUAGUUAUCCUUAACGACGAAGCGUCUUCAUUUAUUAUUUAUACUUGGCCGAUUAUAAUUUUUAUUUUGAUUUUUGUGCACGGAUAUAAUUUUUUUAAUAUAAGUUUCGAACUGCGUUCCGUUAAAAUUUGCUAGAUUAAUUCGCCUGCUCGAGGUCUAGAUAAUUAUCAUUCUAUUUGGUGUUCGUUUGUAAGUCAAUCUUUUGGAAAAUAUAAAUAAAUAUUAUUUUUUAAUAAGAUCGAGAAACAAGUAAACGAGAUUUCAAGUAAAAUUAUUGUACUCGGUAGCAGCUAUAUACAUAUAUAUAUUUCUUGUUCUUUUUUAGUGCAAAGCUAAACAACUAUUACGCUACGUAUAUAUUUUUAGCAUAGAUAUGUAAUGUAUGUAUAACAAUGUAGUGUAAUUGUGCAAUCGGCGUGCAUGGAGGCGAAAGAGCUACAGUGAUUUUUAUUCAAUUGUGUCCAAUCCCUUAUUUAUUAGUUCAAGUUCGACUUGCGCCCUCGUUACAAAGUCCUAUUUAAAUUUACUCAACCCUUAUAGUCACGAAGGAAAAAGAAUUACUGAAAUAAUUUUGUUAUUCGUAAAAAGUCUUUCGACCACCAAGCACGUACGAGAGACUAUGUUUAUUCGUACGAUAAGAGUACUAAAAGUGUUAGAACCAAGAGUAAGUAGGAAGAACGAUUGCGAGAACUGUCCAAGAAAAUAAAAAUAACAGUACGACAAAGAAUAAGAAAAAAAAAGAAGAAGAAG